Cryptococcus deneoformans JEC21 is the source of this 2318-nucleotide messenger RNA. RefSeq names its product phospholipid:diacylglycerol acyltransferase, putative. The transcript is spliced from 22 exons. Gene Ontology annotation, biological process: triglyceride biosynthetic process; lipid storage. The coding region runs from base 77 to 2269 and encodes 730 amino acids. The record is from RefSeq and is a predicted model, not a curated record. Gene Ontology annotation, cellular component: cytoplasm; perinuclear endoplasmic reticulum. Gene Ontology annotation, molecular function: phospholipid:diacylglycerol acyltransferase activity. NCBI's taxonomy places the organism in Eukaryota, Fungi, Basidiomycota, Tremellomycetes, Tremellales, Cryptococcaceae.
CUACCGGAAGCUGCUGUUCGAUAAUAGUAAUUCAGAAACGGGACUUGUCUCUACACCACACUCGCUACGAUUUGUUAUGCCUCCUCGCAAAAAGGAAGCCAAGUCCUCUCCGUCUCUUCCAGCCUCAUCGUCGCCUUCCAGUAGCGCUAUCGAGGGAAUGCCCGCCCCUGCAACACCUAAUCUACGACAACGGAGAUCACAAAAUACAGAUAAGGAAGCGCGUGGGAAGGAUAAUGUCGAGUUUAAUGUCAGAUUGAAGAAGAAUAAUGAUGGGAGAUAUCAUCUAUUAGCUCCAGGAACUCCUUUUGACGAGAUUGACCUUAGCGAAUACUCCUUCUUUUCACAUCAUGAUGAAACUCCAAGUCAAGAUAAGCCCACCAGCUGGAAACAAUGGAUCUUUGGACGCAAAUUCUUCUUUUCUGCAGGUAUUUUGCUAGGUAUUAUCAUCGCUAUUUGGGCAAUGGACUUUUCGUCCCUUCCGGCCGAUAUAAAAGAUGUCUGGACUGCCCUACCCACCUCUUUAGAUCCACGCGACCUGAUCUCCAACUUGACUGUAGUAGACACUGCCCGAAGAGCUUUGGAAAAUCGAGAUUUUACGGUGGGCGAAGCGGUGAAAGCGGAGUUUGGUAUCGAGAAGCACCACCCAAUUAUUCUUAUCCCUGGUAUUGUGUCAACGGGUUUGGAAAGUUGGGGGACAGAGGUCGUGGCAAGGAGUUUUUUCAGAAAGAGAUUAUGGGGGACAUCGACAAUGAUUAGAGCUGUAUUGAGUAAUAAGGAGCGAUGGGUACAAGCUCUCAGUAUUGAUCCAGAGACUGGUCUGGACCCACCGGGAUUCAAGAUUAGAGCUGCCCAGGGUCUGGAUGCCGCCUCCGAGUUCAUUCAAGGCUACUGGAUCUGGCAGAAGGUUGUCGAAAACCUGGCUACCGUGGGAUAUGACACCAACUCUAUGGACAUGGCUGCCUAUGAUUGGCGAUUGGCUUAUUACAACCUUGAGAUCCGAGAUGCUUACUUUACAAAGCUCAAGAACAAAAUUGAGAUGCUUCACUGGCACAACAAGCAAAAGGUUGUACUUUGUUCUCAUUCGAUGGGCGGAACUCUUCUAGUCUACUUUUUGAAAUGGGUUGAAUCUGAUCCUAUUGCGAACGGUUUCGGUGGCGGUGGUGGCCCCCACUGGGUAGAGGAACACGUUGAAGCUUGGAUCAACGUCGCAGGUUCCUUGCUUGGUGUAACCAAGGCUAUGACGGCCUUCUUGAGUGGUGAAAUGAGAGACACCGUGGAGCUUCAUCCCGCUGGAUCAUGGGUACUCGAGAAGUUCUUCUCAAGAAGAGAAAGAGCCAAACUCUUUAGGCGAUGGCCCGGUAGUAGUUCCAUGUGGCUAAAGGGUGGUAACCGAAUCUGGGGUAAUGAGAGCCACGCUCCGGAUGACCCUGAGGAUGCUACCGAUACACAUGGGCGAUUCUUUUCUUUCCGUCACCCAGGGGUAUCUCCUGAUGACAAGUCUCUCUCUGAAUGGACUGUGUCGCCCAACUUGACAGUGAAUGAGGCGGGACCCUAUAUUCUUACUCAUACACCUCCAUCGUUUCAAAGAAUGAUGGAAAGCAAUUACAGCCAAGGAUUCGAAACUGAUGAGAAGAAGUUGAAGGAGAACGGGAAAGAUCAUAGGAAGUGGUCAAACCCUUUGGAGGUUCAAUUGCCGGAUGCUCCGUCAAUGAAAAUUUACUGCUUGUAUGGACAUGGUAAAGGAACUGAGAGGUCAUACUGGUAUAUGCAAGGAGAGUAUGAGCAAGAUGAAUCUCGCUCUGAUGCAGCGGGUGAUCAGGCCUACUGUGACGCCUCUGACCCGUCCAACGGAUGUGACAACUCUACUGUCAACCGGACAGCUCUGGACUUUCCUCUUGCGCGUCGGCAUUGGAUCGAUUCUGCUGUUACCAUUAAAGGGAGUAGCCCAGAAGUUCGGUCGGGUGUGAAAUUUGGGGAUGGCGAUGGGACGAUUCCAGUAGUCAGUCUGGGCAGUAUGUGUGUCAAGGGUUGGAAGGGUAAAACCAAGUGGAACCCGGCGGGAAUAGAGGUCAUUACGCAGGAGUACAAGCAUACACCUGAAGGCUUGGACCUUCGGGGUGGCGCGCAGACGGCGGAUCACGUGGACAUCCUGGGCGCAUCACCUCUAAACUCUGCAAUCCUGAAAAUUGCUGGUGGGCGCGGAGACCUGGUGACUGAGCAAAUCGGAAGCAAGAUUUUAGAGUACACUGAGCGGAUGGACUGGGAUUGAUAGUGUCCGUAGCAUCAUUGAUAGACGCACGAUGGACAGUAAAUGGGCU